AUGAACAGAGCAAUAAGAAGUUUAUCGGAACAAGUGAUUUGUGAAUCUCUUGAAAGUGAAAGUGCAUCAGAAGGAUGUUUUGACGUUUUUUCAACUGCGGAAGUUGGAGAAUAUCAAUCAUUUGGUCCUUCAAAAGAAUAUGAAUCUUCUGAUGAUGAUGAAGAAAUUAAUCAAUUUUUUGAAAAAGAUGGACCUAUUUGUUAUGUUCGUCAUCCUCAAUGCUAUAACCCACGUUAUUAA
Molecule: messenger RNA, 240 nt
Organism: Entamoeba nuttalli P19
Lineage: Eukaryota; Evosea; Mastigamoebida; Endamoebidae
Exons: 1
Coding region: 1-240 (79 amino acids)
Source: RefSeq, a predicted model, not a curated record